AUGAAGACCGCUGUUUUCGGUCUGGCGUUUGCCUUCAUAAGCACUGCAUUCUCCCAGGAGAUCUUCCGGUGCGGUUGCGCCGACGCCAACGACGGGCUCAUCAGUGGCGUCGAGGACUUGUGUGCCUCAAAAGGCGGAGAAGCGCAGGCGAGUCACCUGUGCAUCAAGUUGCCGUCAAGGUUCACGGACGAAGAGUGCAUCGCGGUUCAGGCGGGAGCCAAGGGCAAAUGCAUAGUCGAUACCAUCCCCAACCAGACGGGGUCAACCAUCAGGGCCACUGUCAUGCUUGCAUCCCAGACAUCCGCGGUUGCAUAA
Messenger RNA from Colletotrichum destructivum, 315 nucleotides. RefSeq lists its product as uncharacterized. The record is from RefSeq and is a predicted model, not a curated record. The transcript has 2 exons. Bases 1 to 315 code for a protein of 104 amino acids. Lineage: Eukaryota; Fungi; Ascomycota; Sordariomycetes; Glomerellales; Glomerellaceae.